AGAAUAGUUCUAACUCCAUAUAUUGAUAAUUUGAGCAAUGUCGAUGGAGUUGUUGACUUCCAUUGGCUCCAUUCAGAAAUUAUUCUCAAUGGAGCGAUGGAGCAAUAUCAAUGGAGAUGUUCUCCAUUCACACCAAUGGAUAAAUGUGUCAACCCUG
Messenger RNA from Dentiscutata heterogama, 157 nucleotides. The record is from the annotation of a GenBank genome assembly. Lineage: Eukaryota; Fungi; Glomeromycota; Glomeromycetes; Diversisporales; Gigasporaceae.